Pararge aegeria (speckled wood butterfly) is the source of this 2426-nucleotide messenger RNA. RefSeq names its product kelch domain-containing protein 3. Lineage: Eukaryota; Metazoa; Arthropoda; Insecta; Lepidoptera; Nymphalidae. The coding region runs from base 55 to 1209 and encodes 384 amino acids. Gene Ontology annotation, molecular function: protein binding; chromatin binding. The record is from RefSeq and is a predicted model, not a curated record. Gene Ontology annotation, cellular component: cytoplasm. The transcript has 6 exons.
GAAAAUAAACUCAAUAGUAUUACUAUAAAAUAAAAAAGUUUAGACCUGUAAAAAAUGAAAUGGACAGUGCAUAUUGAAGGGGGUCCUAGGAGGGUCAACCAUGCAGCUGUAUGCAUUGGAGACCUGAUAUAUUCUUUUGGUGGUUACUGCUCAACAGAGGAGUACAAAGAUUGGGAUCCUAUUCCAGUGCAUGUCUUGAAUACAAAUUCUCUUCGGUGGAAGUCAGUUAGCUGCACGAAACGAGAUAAAGGCAUACCCUUGCCCUUUCAAAGAUAUGGGCACACAGCUGUUGCAUAUGGAGACAAGGUUUACAUGUGGGGUGGAAGAAACAAUGCUGUAGCAUGUGACACCUUGUCUUGUUUUGAUACAAAGACGUUGGAGUGGACCACACCAAAAGUGACUGGCAUGGUGCCAUAUGCCAAAGAUGGGCAUUCAGCUUGCAUUAUUAAGAAAAAGAUGUACAUUUUUGGAGGAUUUGAGUAUAUCUUUGACCAAUACUCACAAGAUGUUCACUGCUUGGACUUAGAAACUAUGCAAUGGAGCUAUGUUAAUACCCGUGGGGUUCCUCCCUGCCAUCGGGACUUUCACACUGCUGUUGCAUAUGGUGACAGGAUGUAUAUUUAUGGAGGCAGGGGAGAUAUAAACAGUCCAUAUAACUCUGAUGAAGAAAUGUACUGCCCACAAGUUUAUUACCUUGAUGUAGUUACUGAAACAUGGGUUAAUGUGAAUGCCACAGGUACAUUGCCAGAGGCUAGACGCAGUCACUCUGCUUGGUUAUACAAGGAACACAUGUAUAUUUUCGGUGGAUUAAAUGCAAAAACAAAGACACAUUUCAAUGACUUACACAGAUAUUCAAUAAAUGGGAACUAUUGGGAGAAACUGAAUGUUAGUGGCAUUGGUCCAUGCCAGCGGAGGCGUCAAGCGUGUUUGAAUUAUGAAGACAAAGUUUAUCUAUUUGGAGGAACAAGCCCUUGUACACUCAACAAUUAUAUCAGACCAUUUGAUGACUCUUACGAUAGCCCGGAGAGAUUGAUUGACAACAGUGAUUUGCAUGUGCUGGACUAUGCACCAACAUUAAAGACAUUGGCCAUAUUAGCUGUUCUAGAGCACGACUUGGAUCUUACCUCACUACCACAGGAUAUUAUACUUGACAUAAGAACAAUGACAUUACCAAAUCGCAUCAGCAGACCUAUCAACCAGUCUGGAUGACUCUUGCUAUAUUAAGGCUCCCACACAAGGCGAGCCUUAACCCAACGCGGCUAAACUAGCAAACCUCUUUAAUCUGUCUGUUUAAAUAAAAAAGGAUUUUGUUCAUAUAAGGUAGGUUAAAGGCAUAAUAAUGUUACACUUUUGUUAAAAAUGGUUUACGUUUUGAUCCCGCAAUGUGCAUCCCAUGUAUUACGCUAUAUCAGGGGUCAGCAUAAUCUGAUUUCAAAAAAGGAAUCCUCUAAUUUCAAACCGCCAUUUUGUUAAUUUCAAUACUCGCACCUCUACUCUAUUAAGGUAAGAGUCUUUUUCGAGAAUUUAACUUAUCUAUAUUAUAUGUAAAUAUUCUACUAAGAGGGUAACCAUUUAUAUGUCUUAAGCAUUUCUUAUUGAAAUACUUUCAUGUAUGUGCUUUACGAGGUUUGAUAGUUUAGCCAUUCUAGUCUUCGUUUAAGUAAAUUUUGUGUAGCUUUUCGCUGCAGGAAGUGAUUGGCGAUGCGUUGGGGCUAUGUCACUUCAGGGUCAGAGAUAACCCACUACUAACUUAGUAGAUCUAAAUUAGAAUAAUUGGUUGUAUGCCCAAAACUUACAUUGCGUUGUGAAGAAAAGCUUUUAAGUAGGUAUUCUUCCUUAUGUCUAUUUGAUAACUGACUGACUAGAGUUUGAUGUUCAAGUACGGGAUAUAACUGUAAUUAUACAAACAUUUUUUUAGCUGAGGACAUGUUUUUAGAAGUGUUUGAGAUAUACCCGAGAACAAAGUAUGUCCUAAAUACAAUGACCGUGAUGUGUAAUAUAUUGAUUUACUAUACUACAUUUGUUAAGUUGAUUCUUUAACGUUAAUAGUUUUGCACUUGUACAAUAAUACAACGAUACAUGGUUGAGUAAAAAAUUUACGAAUGCUCUCGGCCUGUUAUUGCAUGCUGCAUGCAUGCAAGUUGCAUACUUACAAUAAAACUAGCAACUUUUGUUCAACUUUUUUUUUAACUCGAUAGUUUGUGAAAUAUAAAAUACAUAGAUACUCUUUUUGUUACUGCUCUAAAAUAUAACAUUGGCACACGACUAUCGUGCGGCACUGACCCGACCACGCGACGUCGUCGAAUGUAGUCGUGAAAUGUCACUUUUCAGAAACAACGUUUUUUUGAAGUAAAACUUCUUCUUUUUUUUUCUGACGGACUUUUACGUCAGACGUCUGUGUAGUUUCCGCUAUUUAAAAAUAAUAA